Molecule: messenger RNA, 4267 nt
Organism: Trematosphaeria pertusa
Lineage: Eukaryota; Fungi; Ascomycota; Dothideomycetes; Pleosporales; Trematosphaeriaceae
Exons: 8
Coding region: 62-4267 (1401 amino acids)
Cellular component (GO): nucleus; mRNA cleavage and polyadenylation specificity factor complex
Molecular function (GO): nucleic acid binding; protein binding
Source: RefSeq, a predicted model, not a curated record
GUCUCGCCCGAUCGCGCGCAGAAUAUGACCAGCGGCGACAGCGCGCCCGUUCCCCACCCCGAUGCAGUGCUACACUGAGCUGGCGCCGCCGACGGCCGUCAGCCACGCCAUCCACCUGCCCUUCCUCACGCCCAAGUCCAACAAUCUCGUCGUCGCAAAGAACUCGCUGCUCCAGAUCUUCGAUCUCAAGUCUACCGUGACCGAGGUGCCAUCCGGCGAUGAUGCUGGCGCAGAGCAUGUGUCCCCAAUGCUGGACACGGAGGCUGCAGACGUGCCUCUGCAGCGCACAGAGAACACGGCGAAGCUGGUGCUGAUCGGCGAAUUCCCUCUUUCCGGCACAGUCAUAUCACUCGCGCGGAUAAAGGCGCUGAAUACCAAGUCGAGGGCGGAGGCAUUGCUGGUGGCUUUCCGGGACGCGAAGCUGAGCUUGGUGCAAUGGGACCCGGAGACAUACAACCUCGAUACAAUAUCAAUACACUACUAUGAGAACCCAGACUUGCCCGGUAUUGCGCCUUGGUCAGCUGAGCUCAAAGACACGUAUAAUUUCUUGACGGCAGACCCCAGCAGCAGAUGCGCCGCCCUCAAGUUCGGCCUCCAUAACCUCGCCAUCCUCCCGUUCAGGCAGCGCGACCUGGUGGAGGAUGACUAUGAGCGGGAGCUUGACGGGCCCAGAGAUGAGAAAAUGGAGAACGCCGAGGGUACAAAUGGCGAGCCAGCCAAGAAAACACCAUAUUCGUCUUCGUUUGUGCUGCCCCUCACGCACCUCGAUCCAACCUUGACCCACCCCGUCCACCUGGCUUUCCUGCACGAGUACCGCGAGCCCACCUUCGGCAUAGUCGCAUCCUCUCGAACUCCCGCACCCUCAUUGCUCGCCGAACGGAAAGAUAUUCUCACCUACACCGUCUUCACGCUCGACCUAGAGCAGAAGGCUUCCACCACCCUCCUCUCCGUACAAGGACUGCCAUAUGAUAUAACGCGAGUGGUGCCACUCCCGCUGCCCAUUGGAGGAGCUUUAUUGGUUGGCGGCAAUGAAAUCAUCCACGUCGAUCAGGCCGGGAAGACCAAUGGGGUGGCUGUCAAUGAGUUCGCAAAGGCUUGCACAUCCUUUCUGCUGAGCGACCAGUCAGACCUCGCUCUCCAUCUGGAAGGUUGCGCUGUUGAGCCUUUGUCACAAGAGACUGGCGACAUCCUCAUCGUGCUGAAUGAUGGCAAACUCCUUACCUUGACCUUCGCCAUGGAUGGUCGCACCGUGUCCGGCGUGUCCAUUCAGCCUGUCGCUGGGGAUCAUGGGGGGCACGUGCUGAGCACUCGAGCCUCAUGUAUGAGCAAUCUGGGCCGCGGCAGACUCUUCAUCGGGAGUGAGGACGGUGAAUCCGUGCUCCUGGGCUGGACGAGCACAUCCAGUGCGUUGGGGAGGAAGCAAUCACGAGCCGACAUAACAGCGGAUGACAUGUCUGCGGACGAAGAAGAGGAGGAUAUCGACGAUCUGGACGAUGACCUCUACAACGAUACCGCGACCACGGUAAAGAAGGUUACAGCCGUGGCUGCCGAACCUACCGCUCCUGGCACCUACACUUUUCGAAUACACGACGUUCUGCCGAGCAUAGCUCCUAUCAGAGACGUUGUACUACGCCCCGACAUCGCAUCACAAUAUCCCACAACAGGUGAGAUCAUGAUCUCUAGCGGUCGAGGGGCUGCCGGGGCUAUCAUUGCUCUGAACCGCGAACUGCAUCCGACCAGACUAGCGCAAUCCACUUUAGCAUCUGCAAGAGGCCUUUGGGCUGUGCACGCUAGAAAGCAAGCUCCCACUGGUGUGGUCGCCGAUUUCGGCAAGGAUACCGAGGCCAAUCUUGCCUCGGACGUCGAUUACGAUCAGUAUCUAGUGGUCUGCAAGGCGGAUCCCGAUGGCAGUGAGAGUACUAUUGUCUAUAAGGUCAACGGUCACGAACUUACUGAAACAACUAAGGGAGACUUUGAACGAGAAGAAGGCUCCACAAUGAGCGUUGGCGUGCUAGCUUGGGGAACCAAGGUCGUCCAGAUUAUGAGAGGCGAAGUAAGGACCUACGACUCCGAACUGAACAUGGACCAAAUCAUUACGAUGGAAGACGAAGAAAGCGGCGCUGAACUUCAUAUCAUUAGCGCAAGCUUCGCCGAUCCGUACUUGCUCGUCCUGCGAGAUGACUCGAGUGUCAAAAUCUUCAAGGCGACUGGGAGUGGCGAGCUGGAAGAUGUUGAAGCAAGUGGCUUAUCCUCCACCAGAUGGCUCUCCGCAUCACUCUUCAAAUCUUCAACAUUUUCGGAAGUUUUUGCAUUUCUCCUGACACCUGAAGGUAGCCUUCAUGUCUUUGCGAUGUCGAACUUAUCAAGACCGAGCUACGUUGCGGAGGGUUUGGGCUUCCUUCCACCACUUCUUACUGCCGACUACUACGGUAGACGUAGUACAGCAAAAGCAUCCAUUACGGAAAUAUUAGCUGCUGACAUUGGUGAUUCAACUUCAAAAUCGCCCCAUCUCAUAAUUCGAACAUCGACCGAUGAUAUGGUCAUUUACAAGGCCUUCCACUACCCACCAAAGUCAUCCUCGGAAUUGUGGACUAAGAAUCUAAGAUGGACCAAGCUCUCGCAGCAGCACAUUCCAAAGUAUAGCGAGGAGCCGGCCAUGGGUGGUGCCGACGCAGGGAGAGAAAGUAGCCUUAUGGCUAUGGAUAACGUUUGCGGAUACAGUACUGUUUUCCAGCGAGGACCGUCGCCGGCUUUCAUCUUGAAAGAGUCCUCAUCUGCACCGCGCGUCAUUGGACUACACGGGAACGCAGUCAAAGGGCUAACACCAUUCCACACAUCGGCAUGCCAGAGAGGCUUUGCGUACAUUGACGUUGAAGACACACUCCGGAUAUCCCAGCUUCCUACUCAGACACACUACGGCCACCUGGGCUGGGCAGCGCGUAGGAUGCCAAUGGGUUCGGAAAUCUACGCCUUCUCUUACCAUCCAAGAGGUGUCUAUGUGCUAGGUACGGGCCAGAUGGUGGAGUAUACUCUUCCGGAUGACACUUAUCAUUACGAGUGGAAGCAAGAAGAUAUAACCUUCAAGCCUCAUAUUGAGCAUGGAAUCCUCAAGGUCAUAGAUGAAAAGACUUGGUCGGUCAUUGACACCCACGAGCUGGACCCACAAGAAGUUGUCCUCUGCAUCAAGACCCUCAACCUUGAGGUCUCGGAGAACACUCAUGAGCGCAAGCAGCUCAUCGCUGUCGGCACAUCCAUGGUCCGCGGCGAAGACCUGGCAACAAAGGGCUGCAUCCGCAUCUUCGAAGUCAUCACUGUCGUUCCCGAGCCAGAGCGGCCAGAGACGAACAGGAAGCUACGGCUUAUCGUCAAGGACGAGGUCAAGGGUGCUGUGUCGGCGAUAUCUGAAUUGGGGACGCAGGGCUUCUUGAUCAUGGCGCAGGGCCAGAAGUGCAUGGUUAGAGGGUUGAAGGAGGAUGGGACGCUGCUGCCUGUAGCGUUCAUGGAUAUGCAGUGCUAUGUCACGGUGUUGAAGACGUUGCCGCAGACCGGCAUGCUGUUGAUGGGCGACGCAUUCAAAGGCCUCUGGUUUACCGGAUAUACGGAAGAGCCAUAUAAGAUGAUGCUCUUCGGCCGGAGCAAACACCAGCUCGAAGUAAUGGGCGCCGAGUUCCUACCCUUCGAGAAGCAACUCCACAUGGUCAUCGCCGAUGCCGACAUGAACCUGCAAGUCCUGCAGUUCGAUCCUGACAAUCCCAAAUCAAUGGGUGGCCUCCGCCUCCUCCACAAAUCCACCUUCCACACCGGCCACUUCCCCGUAAUCAUGCACCUCGUACAAUCGCGCCUCUCCAUGCCCUCCGCCACCGACUUCCCCUCGGACCUUCCCAUGCCUGCGAUCGACGACCCACACCCAUCUAUACCCCAGCCUCUCCAUCAAAUCCUCCAUACCUCGCAAUCAGGUACACUUGCGCUCCUCACCCCGCUGUCCGAAUCGAGCUAUCGUCGCUUGAGCGGGCUGGCGACCUUCCUGAGCAAUACGCUAGACAGCGCUUGUGGACUGAAUCCGAAGGCGUAUAGGGCUGUAGAGGGUGAGCUGGGCGGCGGAGGUGGCACGAGAGGCAUACUGGAUGGGGCGUUGUUGAUGAGGUGGGGGGAGUUGGGGGAGCAGAGACGGAGGGAGGGACUGGGCAAGGUGGGCGGCGAUGAGUGGGUGUUUUGGGGAGAGAGAGAGGUGCUGGCGGGAUGGGGUGUGUUUGGGAAGAGGGGGUAG